UAUAAAACAGUCUGUGACAGUCGGUCAUGUUCAGCACACCGAGGGAGAGGGGAAACUGGAAACAGACAGAUCAUUCCUCCUACUCAAGACUAGCAGGAACAUACCAGGGGCGGCCUUUCUCUUGUUGCUCACUUUGGUCAGAGAACUUUUAAACGAAGAAAUGGAUUUUAUUGUGCCUCCCACCACAACAACUGGGGGUAUUUUAUGGGAGAAGGUUUUACCUCCUCGGCUGACCGGGUCUCAUGGUUAUUAUAACUGGUCGCCAUCAUUACUGAUUCCAGAGACCGAUAAUGUCAGUUCUGCAGAGGUCUACUGUGAUGACAUUGGAUUUACCGUUCAAGUUGAUGUAAAGCAUUUCAACCCAGAGGACCUACUGGUCAAAGUCGUUGGGGACUUUGUAGAAGUGCAAGGAAAACACAAAGAACUGAAGAAGGAGGGCCAAGGCUUUACAACACUGCAGUUUAACCGCCGCUACCGAAUCCCAAAGGGGGUAAACAUCAUGGCGCUGGAGUCAGCCGUCUCCCCUGAAGGCAUCCUCAUCAUAUCAGCGCCAAUGCUGCAGACUGAAAGCACAAGAUGCCUGACUUAACACAGAAGCCUUAGCCAUCCUCACCAUAUAAGAAAAUAAAAGGACAGAUUUAACUCGCCUCUGUACUCCUAGCAGCACACAGCGUGCCGAAACACCCAUUUAUUUUGUUCUGUUCCUGGCACUGUUCGGAUAUUCCCUGCUCUUUGUGGUUUGUAUAUACAGUACUCCUCUGGUGUUGCUCAUCACUGUACACAGUAUUUCAAGGAACCGCUCUUUGUAAAUAUUCCUAACUCACUGUUAAAGCUGCUAUGCUAGUGAGCAACUUUGUAAAUGCACUAUAUUGUAAUUGUGAUUAAUGCACACAGACAUAUUCCAAACUGUAUGUUGAAAUCCUAUGGCAUAAAUAAACUUUAUUUCAAUAUAAAAACGACAAAAAAACAACAGUAUGAUUAGUUCAAGCAGCCGGUUGCUCCUUCAGGGUUUCUUUCAGCAUCACGUCCACCUCUCUAACAGAAGAAAGAGCAGAAGUAAAGUUACCUUUAUCUGAGUCUUGUAAAAUUCCAAAAGUAUUCAAAAUAAAAUGAGGCCAGAAACAUGAA
Girardinichthys multiradiatus is the source of this 1128-nucleotide messenger RNA. RefSeq names its product heat shock protein, alpha-crystallin-related, b6 (gene hspb6). The transcript is spliced from 4 exons. Gene Ontology annotation, molecular function: protein folding chaperone. Lineage: Eukaryota; Metazoa; Chordata; Actinopteri; Cyprinodontiformes; Goodeidae. Gene Ontology annotation, biological process: protein refolding; response to heat. The record is from RefSeq and is a predicted model, not a curated record. The coding region runs from base 161 to 589 and encodes 142 amino acids.